GAACACGAGUAAGGAGGGAAGGUUGAGUAAGAUACACAGGAAGUUUUUCAGAGGUCGCCAUCGACGGCUCCCGGUGGUUACGUUUAUGCUUCCCUUCAUAUAAUGUUCGUUGAGGUCACGAGGGUUCUAAAAUUACAUCAGUACUGGAGGCAACCGCAGUGGAAUGACGAACAAAGUAAGAGAUUUAGUAUCAUGUUAGCGUUAGCGGAUAUUGAAAACAAUAUCACUUCCACCCAGACUAAGGCAGCCAAAAAAAGUAGGCUAUUCUAAAAUGUCAGCUAUCUCACACAUAAGCAACUACCUCGUCAUUUGAAGGUUUUGUAGAUAUGUAGACGGAGAUUCCGCUACACAAAGUAAAAAUGCCAUUGUCAGACCUCCUGGACAGUCUGAAGGACAACCCCUACUUUGGGGCUGGGUUUGGACUGGUUGGUGUUGGAACAGCAUUGGCCUUGGCCAGGAAAGGUGCCCAGGUGGGGAUGGUGUUCUUUCGCAGACACUACAUGAUCACCCUGGAGGUCCCCAGCAAGGAUAAGAGUUAUCACUGGCUGCUGAGUUGGAUCACAAAACAUGCCAGGCACACACAGCACCUGAGUGUGGAGACUUCAUAUCUGGCGCAUGAGAGUGGACGCGUUCACACUCAGUUUGACUUUCACCCAAGUCCAGGGAACCACAUCAUCUGGUAUGGGAGGAAGUGGAUCAGAGUGGAGCGGACCAGAGAGAAACAGAUGAUUGAUAUGCACACUGGAACUCCUUGGGAGUCUGUCACAUUUACAGCAUUAGGCAGAGACAGACAGAUCUUCUUCAAUAUUUUACAAGAAGCCAGAGAAUUAGCAUUGAAACAGGAGGAAGGACGGACAGUGAUGUACACAGCCAUGGGAGCAGAGUGGAGGCCCUUUGGAUUCCCACGGCGACGCAGACCCCUCAGCUCUGUGGUACUGGAGGCGGGUGUGGCCGAAAGAAUUGUCGACGAUGUGAAGGAGUUCAUUGGAAACCCUAAGUGGUAUACAGAUCGUGGCAUACCUUACAGAAGAGGAUAUCUGUUGUAUGGGCCACCAGGGUGUGGAAAAAGCAGCUUUAUCACGGCACUGGCCGGUGAGCUGGGCUAUAGCAUUUGUUUGAUGAGCCUGAGCGACCGCUCGCUUUCAGAUGACCGUCUGAACCAUCUAUUGAGCGUGGCACCGCAGCAAAGUAUAGUACUGUUGGAGGAUGUCGACGCUGCCUUUGUUAGCAGGGAACUGCUUCCAACAGAGAACCCUUUAGCCUUCCAGGGAAUGGGAAGGCUGACCUUCAGUGGCCUGCUGAACUCUCUGGAUGGAGUGGCUUCAUCUGAGGCCAGAAUUGUAUUCAUGACAACCAAUUUCAUUGACAGGUUAGAUUCAGCGCUAAUCCGGCCCGGCCGUGUUGAUCUGAAGCAAUACAUUGGGCAUUGUACCCACUGGCAGCUCACCCAGAUGUUCAGACGGUUCUAUCCAGAUGCACCCGCUUCUGAUGGAGAGCAUUUUUCCAAGUGUGCACUGUCUGCACACACUGCAAUCAGCGCUGCUCAAGUGCAAGGACACUUACUGUUGCACAAAAUGGACCCAGAAGGAUCGAUCACGAAUGUUGCAAAAAUAAAGGAAUGACAGGACAGGAUUUUUAAAAUGAUGAAUAUGUUUAAAAAUGAUUGACAGGGACAGAAUUGUGGAAGAUUUAUAUAAAAAAUAAAUGUUUCUUUGACCAUUGAGGUAUGCCAUCACACCUGUACACCUGUAUCACACCUUGUACAUCUUGUAUAAUGACAAUAAAGGCCAUUCCAUCAUGAAAAUAUGUCUUGGAAUAACGAUACUAUUUGUUGGAAUGUAUAAGUUGGAAUGUAUUUUAUUUUUGUUCACAUUUGUGUUUAAAAUAAAUGAAUAUUUGAAAUCAACCAAA
This is a messenger RNA of Doryrhamphus excisus (bluestripe pipefish), 1911 nucleotides long. RefSeq names its product BCS1 ubiquinol-cytochrome c reductase complex chaperone (gene bcs1l). Gene Ontology annotation, molecular function: ATP binding; ATP hydrolysis activity. Lineage: Eukaryota; Metazoa; Chordata; Actinopteri; Syngnathiformes; Syngnathidae. The record is from RefSeq and is a predicted model, not a curated record.